Ochotona curzoniae (black-lipped pika) is the source of this 3529-nucleotide messenger RNA. RefSeq names its product neuronal tyrosine phosphorylated phosphoinositide-3-kinase adaptor 1 (gene NYAP1). The coding region runs from base 159 to 2687 and encodes 842 amino acids. Gene Ontology annotation, biological process: neuron projection morphogenesis; phosphatidylinositol 3-kinase/protein kinase B signal transduction. The transcript is spliced from 7 exons. NCBI's taxonomy places the organism in Eukaryota, Metazoa, Chordata, Mammalia, Lagomorpha, Ochotonidae. The record is from RefSeq and is a predicted model, not a curated record.
UCUCUGUCUCUCCUCCUCCCUCCUCCUGCUCCGGGCGGAGCCCGGCAUGGGGGGGCCGGCGCCCGGCAGGCCAGUGGAUCCGGGACCCAGGGAGGGCCGCCCCCCGGGCCUGGUGGCACUGAGCAGGGCCCCUCAGCCCCCACCUCCUGCCCCACGACAUGAACCUCCUCUACCGAAAAACCAAGCUGGAGUGGAGGCAGCACAAGGAAGAGGAGGCCAAAAGGAGCUCCAGUAAGGAGGUGGCCCCUGCAGGUCCAGUGGGGCCUGGGGCUGGCCCAGGGCCCGGGGUCCGAGUGCGGGACAUCGCCUCCCUCCGCCGCUCCCUCAGGAUGGGCUUCAUGACGAUGCCCGCCUCCCAGGAGCACACCCCCCACCCCUGCCGCAGCGCCAUGGCCCCGCGGUCCCUGUCCUGCCACUCAGUGGGCAGCAUGGACAGUGUUGGGGGCGGCCCUGGGGCAGGUGGUGGGGGCCUCACGGAGGACAGCAGUGCCCGAAGACCCCCUGCCAAGCCCAGGAGACAUCCCAGCACCAAGCUCAGCAUGGCAGGAUCAGGGGCAGAGACACCCCCCAGCAAGAAAGCAGGCUCCCAGAAGCCAGCCCCAGAGGGCCGGGAGUCCAGUCGGAAGGUCCCCCCCCAGAAGCCCCGACGGAGCCCCAACACCCAGCUCUCCGUCUCCUUCGAUGAGUCCUGCCCCCCUGGCCCCUCUCCUCGAGGGGGGAACCUGCCCCUCCAGCGCCUCACUAGGGGAUCCCGAGUAGCUGGGGACCCUGAAGUGAGCGGCGCCCAGGAGGAAGAGCCUGUGUACAUUGAGAUGGUGGGGGACGUCUUCAGGGGAGGAAGCCGCAGCACAGGGGGCCUGGCAGGACCCCCUCUUGCGGGCGGGGGUCCCACCCCUCCCGCCGGCGCCGACUCGGACUCUGAAGAGAGCGAGGCCAUAUACGAGGAGAUGAAGUACCCGCUCCCUGAAGAGGCAGGGGAAGGCCGGGCCAACGGGGCACCUCCAUCAAUGGCAGCCUCUCCGCCCCACCAGCCUCCUGCCCUCCAGCCCCACACCCACCGCCGUCCAGCUUCAGCCCUCCCAAGCCGGAGGGACGGGACGCCCACCAAGACCAUUCCUUGUGAAAUCCCCCCGCCCUUCCCCAACCUCCUCCAGCAUCGUCCUCCACUCCUCGCCUUUCCUCAAGCCAAGUCUGCUUCCCGAACCCCUGGCGAUGGGGUCUCGAGGCUGCCAGUCCUCUGCCACUCCAAGGAGCCAGCCAGCUCCAGCCCGGCUCCCCAAGUGCCUGGACGGGAACGGGAGACACCUCCCCCACCACCUCCUGCUGCCAACCUGCUGCUGCUGGGACCCUCUGGCCGAGCCCGGAGCCAUUCCACACCAUUGCCACCCCAAGGCUCUGGCCAACCCCGGGGGGAGCGGGAACUCCCCAACUCCCAUAGCAUGAUCUGCCCCAAGGCAGUGGGGGCGCCGGUAGCCCCCCCUGGCCCAGCUGCCUUGCUCCCAGGCCCUCCCAAGGACAAGGCCGUAUCUUACACCAUGGUGUACUCGGCCGUCAAGGUGACCACACACUCCGUCCUGCCAGCCGGCCCACCCCUGGGUGUUGGGGAGCCAAAGACGGAGAAGGAGAUCUCGGUCCUCCACGGGAUGCUGUGUGCCAGCUCAAGGCCCCCCGUGCCAGGGAAGGCCAGCCCCCACAGUGGGGCCUUGGGCACAGCAGCUGGGGUUCUCCACCACCGCGGCUGCCUGGCCUCCCCGCACAGCCUUCCGGACCCAACAGUGGGCCCCCUGACCCCUCUCUGGACCUACCCAGCCACAGCGGCUGGGCUCAAGAGACCCCCUGCCUAUGAGAGCAUCAAGGCUGGGGGACUGUUGAAUAAGGGCUGUGGAGUGGGGGCCCCAUCCCCCAUGGUCAAGAUCCAGCUGCAGGAGCCCGGGACUGAGGGGGGUGCCUUUGCUAGCAUCUCCUGCACCCAUGUCAUCGCCGCUGCAGGGACACCAGAAGAUGAAGAAGAGGAGAUGGGUGCUGCGACAUUUGGGGCAGGCUGGGCUCUGCAGCGGAAGGUCCUGUAUGGAGGCAGGAAGGCAAAGGAGCUGGACAAGGUCGAGGAUGGUGGCCGGACCUGGAACGGCAGUGGAGAGGGUCCAGGCAAGGCGGAGCGUGAGGACCGGGGCUCCACGGCCUCUGGGAUUCCCGUGAGGAGCCAGGGUGCAGAGGGCUUGCUGGCCAGGAUCCACCACGGAGGGGACCGAGGAGGGAGCCGCUCGGCACUGCCCAUGCCCUGCCAGACCUUCCCUGCCUGCCACCGCAAUGGAGACUUCACUGGAGGCUACCGCCUCGGCCGCUCAGCCUCCACCUCUGGAGUCCGGCAGGCCGCGCUCCAUACCCCCCGCCCCUGCAGCCAGCCCAGGGAUGCCCCCAGCCAGACCCACCCGGCGCUGCCGCUACCGCUGCCGCCGCCACCGCCGCCGCCGCAGGCCCGCGAACGCGACGGCAAACUGCUGGAGGUGAUCGAGCGCAAGCGCUGCGUGUGCAAGGAGAUCAAAGCGCGCCACCGGCCCGACCGCGGCCUCUGCAAGCAGGACAGCAUGCCCAUCCUCCCCAGCUGGCGGCGGGGGCCCGAGCCCCGCAAGUCCGGCACCCCGCCCUGCCGCCGGCAGCACACCGUCCUCUGGGACACGGCCAUCUGAGGAGGGCGGCGGCUGGGCACCGGGACUGGGAGAGGCGGGGCGCGCCCGGCUGUCCCGGGAGACUUUGCCUUGGCGGACUCUGAAGGACCAGGUGAGAGAGCGCCGGGGAGAAGAGCCCUUCCCUGCACCCUCGGAGAAGUUUGCGAGACUCCGCGGGCUUGGGGCCCAGCAGCACCCCGCAAGCGCGUCGGAGGAAGGGGAGGGUGUGUUUGAGGUCGGAGCGCGGUAGACUUCCCCUGCCGCCAACACACACCCUCGUGGGUCCAGCUAGAGGUCAGCAUGAGGAAGGAGGGCAGGACCCCAGGAAGAAGGGGGGGUGGGUCCAAAGAGAGGGGCUGGAGAGUGAGGUUCGAGGGGCUUUCUCUGAGAGCCCGGAGUCGGGGAGGGGUAUUUAUUUUGUUAUUUAUUUCGGUCAGGAGGGCAAUUCUGGGCCCUUCUGACCUACUCCUGAGUAGGGGGUGAAUGGUGGCCAAGUUCGAACUCUUCCCCAAUGCCAGUGCCCACAAGGCCCCCGCCAUCUAUGCCCACCCCAAGCUAGGGAUGGGCCUGCCUGGGGGGCGUGGAGGGAAGGCUCGAUGGGUGAUUUGCAGAAUUUACAGUUUGCCAGAAUGUGGUAGUAAGCGUGGCCUGCUCUGAAACAGGCGUAUUAUUUAGUUCUUGGGGUGAGGGUCUAGUGCCAGGGAUGGGAGGGGUGAUGGGGAAAGAGGGAAAUUUUAGCGGGUUGGGAGGGUGGGUAGGGUAUUUAUUUAAAUUAAAAAAAAAUACAUGCCAGAAGAGCUGUCAGGAACUUUUUUUUAAUUCCUUUCUUUUCAGAAUAAUAUAUUAAAAGACUAAUGAUCCUA